This is a messenger RNA of Drosophila rhopaloa, 521 nucleotides long. RefSeq names its product chymotrypsin inhibitor SCI-III. NCBI's taxonomy places the organism in Eukaryota, Metazoa, Arthropoda, Insecta, Diptera, Drosophilidae. The transcript has 2 exons. Gene Ontology annotation, molecular function: serine-type endopeptidase inhibitor activity. Bases 190 to 444 code for a protein of 84 amino acids. The record is from RefSeq and is a predicted model, not a curated record.
ACUUGGUCAAUGUUGAAUAUUGGCAAAAACAAACUAAAAAACGGGUAUGAGCAUUUGAAGGCAUUUGUAAACACAGAAAUCAAAGCUGAGAGAGCCCGGUUCAGUGAGUUGUUGGCCCAAGAACGAGGCGGUUGAGUAUCGGUGGAUGACUGAAUGACUGACUGACUGAGUGGAUUGCCUCCAGAUGACAUGAUGCCGGGUCUUUGGCAGUGGCUCCUCCUUGGCCUCCUCCUCCUCAUCCCGAGCCAAUCAUUGGCGGCCUCCAAGAGAGUGAAACUGUGCCUGCAGCCGAUGAUCAGUGGCCGGUGCUUCGGAUUUGUGGAGAGCUUCGCCUACAAUCCCAUUAAGCGCCAUUGCGAACCCUUCAUCUACGGCGGAUGUGGUGGUAAUGACAACCGAUUCAGCACAAAAGCCGAGUGCGAGUUAAACUGCCGCGACGUUUGAAAAUGUCACCCAAAAGUGUAGUUUCCUAACCCUAACCGACAAUCAUUUAAAACAAUAAAUAAUAAUAUUAUAUUGUU